Molecule: messenger RNA, 1447 nt
Organism: Haliaeetus leucocephalus (bald eagle)
Lineage: Eukaryota; Metazoa; Chordata; Aves; Accipitriformes; Accipitridae
Gene: GLUL
Product: glutamate-ammonia ligase
Exons: 7
Coding region: 217-1338 (373 amino acids)
Cellular component (GO): cytoplasm
Molecular function (GO): glutamine synthetase activity
Source: RefSeq, a predicted model, not a curated record
AAGGGCUGGGCAUGGCUUUACAUUGCCUGUGGCUUGACAGCUUCUCUUUAUGGGAGCUAUUUUGGGUCUUUCCUGGAGUGACUGGGUCUAGGCACCAGCUCCUGCCUCCUUUUGCUUCAGCCGAGCGGUUAGAUUCAAGCGACCACAGCUGGACUUGGUCUGAAUAUGAGAUCCUGAGCUAAUUUCUACCGGAACCCCCUCGUCCGGUCUGCAGCCAUGGCCACCUCAGCGAGCUCCCACCUGAGCAAAGCUAUCAAGCACAUGUACAUGAAGCUGCCGCAGGGGGAGAAGGUCCAAGCCAUGUACAUCUGGAUCGAUGGGACGGGGGAGCACCUCCGCUGCAAAACCCGCACGCUGGACCACGAGCCCAAGAGCCUCGAAGAUCUCCCCGAGUGGAAUUUCGAUGGCUCCAGCACCUUCCAGGCUGAAGGCUCCAACAGCGACAUGUACCUGCGACCUGCUGCCAUGUUUCGGGACCCUUUUCGCAAGGAUCCCAAUAAACUAGUUCUCUGUGAGGUCUUCAAAUACAACCGCCAGUCUGCAGAGACAAAUCUCCGACACACCUGCAGACGGAUUAUGGAUAUGGUGUCCAACCAGCACCCCUGGUUUGGGAUGGAGCAAGAGUACACCCUUCUGGGGACAGAUGGACAUCCUUUUGGCUGGCCUUCCAAUGGCUUCCCUGGACCCCAAGGUCCGUAUUACUGCGGUGUAGGAGCAGACAAAGCCUAUGGCAGAGACAUUGUGGAGGCUCACUACCGAGCAUGCCUUUAUGCUGGUGUGAAAAUUGGAGGAACCAAUGCAGAAGUGAUGCCAGCCCAGUGGGAGUUCCAGGUGGGACCAUGCGAAGGGAUUGAGAUGGGGGAUCACCUCUGGAUUGCACGCUUCAUCCUCCAUCGGGUGUGUGAAGACUUCGGUGUCAUUGUGUCCUUCGAUCCCAAACCCAUCCCUGGGAACUGGAACGGUGCUGGCUGUCACACCAACUUCAGUACCAAGAACAUGAGGGAAGACGGAGGUCUCAAGCACAUUGAAGAGGCCAUCGAGAAGCUGAGCAAGCGUCACCAAUACCACAUCCGUGCCUACGACCCCAAAGGGGGGCUGGACAAUGCCAGGCGCCUGACGGGUUUCCACGAGACAUCCAACAUCCAUGAGUUCUCCGCUGGCGUGGCCAACCGCGGCGCCAGCAUCCGCAUCCCCAGGAACGUGGGCCAUGAGAAGAAGGGUUACUUCGAGGACCGCCGGCCCUCCGCCAACUGUGAUCCUUAUGCUGUGACAGAGGCCCUCGUCCGUACGUGUCUCCUCAACGAAACUGGAGACGAGCCUUUUGAGUACAAGAACUAAGCAGACUGCGCCCACAGACACCGCCUUCCCCCCCCACUUCCCCACCCCUAAACUUUCCUUCUAGAUGUAAUCCCGAGGGUACAAGAUAACACGUUUUGUGUCUCAGUAA